This is a messenger RNA of Haliotis rufescens (red abalone), 1260 nucleotides long. RefSeq names its product protein starmaker-like. NCBI's taxonomy places the organism in Eukaryota, Metazoa, Mollusca, Gastropoda, Lepetellida, Haliotidae. Bases 1 to 1260 code for a protein of 419 amino acids. The transcript has 3 exons. The record is from RefSeq and is a predicted model, not a curated record.
AUGGUCACAGGUAAUUCAGUACCUGACGGACAACUCAAGAUUGAGAGUGUCGACAAAGCAGCAUUCACAGCUGGAUUUAACACGAACCUUUCUAAUGGCGACCAUGAUAUUGAUACAACCCAACCAUUUAAGAACCCAGACUUGCGAAAGCUCAAAGAUGAUUCCAUAACAUCAAAGCUCGACCUAACAAAUUCAAUCAAGGCGUUUGGAGAGGCAGAAAAACCAGCUAAACACAUAAGUGAUGAGAAGACAACCAAUAACAUUUCCUUUCAUGAUGGUCGUACGUCCUCUCCAAAUGGCAACCGAGAUACGGCCACAGGGAAAGAUGCUGAUCAAACAUCUUCUCCAAAUGGUACACAAGAUCGGGACACAGAAAAGAAAACUGAUCACAUGUCCUCUCCAAAAGGCAAACUAGAGGGGGACACGGGAAAAGAAGCUGAUAACAGGUCCUCGGCAACUGACAAACCAGACAGUGACAAGGGAAAAGAAGCUGAUAACAGGUCCUCGCCCACUGACAAACCAGAUAGUGACAAGAGAAAAGAAGCUGAUAACAGGUACCCGCCCACUGACAAACCAGAUAGUGACAAGAGUAAAGAAGCCGAUAACAGGUCCCCGCCCACUGACAAACCAGAUAGUGAAAAGGGAAAAGAAUCUGAUAACAGGUCCCCGCCCACUGACAAAUCAGAUAGUGAAAAGGGAAAAGAAGCUGACAACAGGUCCUCGUCCACUGACAAACCAGAUAGUGACACAGGAAAGGAAGCUGAUUACAAAUUUUCUGCAAUCGACAAACUAGAUAGGGACACGGGAAAGGAAGCUGAUAACAGGUCCUCUCCAACUGACAAACCAUAUGGGGACGCCGGAAAGGGGGCUGAUAACACAUCCUCCUCAACUGACAAACUAAAUAGGGACACAGGAAAUAGAGCUGAUCACACAUCCUCUCCAUCUGAUCAUCUCAAGCAACACCCAGGAACCAAAGAUGAUUUCAUAAACCACAUGGGAAGGGUUGCUGAUCAGAUGACUUCAACAAAUGGCAAUGUCCAGGAAAUACGUGGAAAUACACCAUCAAUCAUAAGAGCUAAAGAUGAAGAAUCGACACAGAGAGGAGGGCAUGGUGUAGGUUUCAACACUUCCUUCUUCUUCUGGGGUGACAUCAAAAACUGCUUCCACUGUGAUCGCAGUACUAUCUUGCACAACCUGCAAGAUCUCAGUAUACAGAUUUGGAUGCCAUCCCUCGAGAUGUUGGCGUCGAUGCGCUGCUGA